This is a messenger RNA of Scheffersomyces amazonensis, 4842 nucleotides long. It is a transcript of the gene ESP1, whose product is annotated as separase. The transcript has a single exon. The coding region runs from base 1 to 4842 and encodes 1613 amino acids. The record is from RefSeq and is a predicted model, not a curated record. Gene Ontology annotation, biological process: proteolysis; meiotic chromosome separation. Gene Ontology annotation, cellular component: mitotic spindle pole body; mitotic spindle; nucleus. Lineage: Eukaryota; Fungi; Ascomycota; Pichiomycetes; Serinales; Debaryomycetaceae. Gene Ontology annotation, molecular function: cysteine-type endopeptidase activity.
AUGUCGCUGCAAAAUCAUAAACAGCUAUUCGCAGACUCUCAUACGCGAAUUGAUCAAGUACUAUCGAGACUCAUUAAGGUAGAAGAUAUUGAGAGGAUUACUAAUUGUUUCCAGUAUUUGCAUAGUUAUUCUCCCAGUCGAGAUCAAUCAAUAAUGGCCAUAAAAAAGCAUCAAAUGUUUAUUAUAAAACUAGUGGAAAUCAAGCAGUAUACUCAAGGGAUAAGACAAUUAAAUUAUUUACAACUUGUAUUCAAUAAAAUUCUUAAUGAUAUACCUAUGAAUUGGAAUGAUUCAGUUGAUUCAUGGGUGGAAAUACCGUUUAAUGAGGAGAUGACUCAGACUGAAUCAGUACCACAACCACAACCACAAUUGGUUAAUUUAGUGGUAUCAUUUCAUUUCCUCUAUUUACAAUGUUUAUUACAAAGUAUAUCCAGUAAUAUUAAACUUGUGGUCAGUAAUAAAGAUUCUUUACUUAAUAUGUCUAUAUUCAAAUCCAUCCCAUUAUUAUUUUUAAAUAAUGGACACUUUAUAAGAUGGUUAAAUUUGGCUAUUAAACUUAGUCCAAAUAAUGAACCUAAGUAUAUGAAAAAUUCUAUAAAGAUGAUUAAUGGAUUUAUUGUUAUUAUAGAUAGUUUGAAUAAGAAAAUUCAAGGCUCAAAUCUUAAGGUUUAUAAAUGUUGUUUAAAGAUGAAAUUAGCUCAAUUCACAGGUGAAGAGUAUAAGGAUUGGGAUAUAAUUGAUGAUGGAUAUAUUGUACAAUUCUUACAAGAUUUACACCAAUCAGAAUAUCCUCAUAUUGAAUCAAUUAUGAAAUAUUUCCUGUCCACUUCCAUAGAUGAAUUUGUACAAACAUUACAAGCAUAUUCCAGAACUCCAUCAAUAUCAUUAAUUAAUCAAUUACAACUUCAAUUAAUGACAUCUCCAACCAUUCCUAAUGAUAAAAGAGCUUUACAACAUAUAACCGAUAUAUGUCUAUUGAAUAAUGAACUUUCUUAUUCGUUUAUUAAUGUUAUAACUUCAGGUUUAAGUAGUUAUUUGAAUAAUAUCCAUACCCUUAAUAGUAAUCAUAUUAGGAUACUUGAUCAUAUUACAAUAUUCAUUAAAGCUAUAAGUAAAGAUAUACAAGAUUGGCAAACUAUAAAGCAAACAUUUAUAAAUCUUCAUCAUAUAUUUUAUCAAUUCCAACAAGUCAAACGAAUUAGAAAUUUAUCUAAUAUAUUAUAUAAUAUAGGUAAUAAAACUUUAAAUUUUGAUAUUAUAAGUUUAUGUCUUACCUAUGAAAUUGAUAUUUAUAAUAUAUCUAAAUCAAUUGAUGAUACCAAAGCUCUCAAAUUAAAAGUUCAGAAUCUUCUGAAUUCAUUAUGUGAAGCAGGAUUGGCUGAUAAAUCAGUUGUAUUUAUAAAAUUAUACCUUGAUUUUAUUGAUAAAUCCAUAUCAAAUAUCGUCAAUAUUGAUAAUAUAUUUUUACAAUUGAUUGCCAAAUGUAUAUCAAUGAAUCCUCAAGUCUCUAUAACAUUAUUUAACAAUAAUAAUGAAUAUUCAGAUGGAUUAAAAUCAUCCCUUGUAAUAAGGUUAUUUCUGUUAUUGGAGAAAUCCACUAAUUGUGAAGAAAAGACUAGAGUUAUCAAUCAUUUGGUUGAUAGUUUACUGUUUAAUGAUCCUAAUCUUUAUUAUCUUAUUCAGUAUCAUUAUUUCAAUAUUAAUGGAUUAACAACCAUCAUUGAUUCUAUUCCUCCUCCAUUACCAUCUAAUGAUAUAAAUGAUUUAUUGAAAUGUGGAUGUGACUUACAAAGAAUGAUUAACUUUAACUAUAAUGAUUCAUUAUUAAACGAUUGUAUUCAAACAUUUCUUCGUUAUAUAAGUGAAGAUGUUAAUCAACAAGUUAAUAUAAUUAAGUAUAAUCAAUAUGAACAAGAUAUAUUUCGUUCAUUAAUUCUGUACUUAAAGUUUAAUGGAACUACGGGUUAUUUGAUUCAUGUAAUAGAUGUGUAUCGAGCCAAUAGAUCCUUAUCAAACAGUCUUGAUAUCUUUAUUCAAACCCAUUAUUGUGAAGCAUUAUUAAAACUAUCUCUAGUAUAUGAUGCUGGAGAAGCCUUACAGACAUUAAAUAACUCAUUAAAAGUUAUGAAAAUCAAUUCACUUGUGGAUAUCUUAGCCUGUAAUCUUAUUCAGAUUGAAUAUUUCAUUAAGACUAAUGAAUUACAAAAGGCCGUAGAGAAAUAUAAUAAAUCCUUUAAAGCAUUAAACUCAAGAGGUGAACAUAAUUUAAUAUUAAGUGAUAAUGUAUCAAUGAUUGAAAAAUUAACUAAUUUAUUACUUAUAGCCAAAUUUCAAGUUAUUUGUUGUAAACUUAAUGGAUUAUUACAUAAUUCAAUAGAUGCAUUUAAAUGUAUUAGAAUUGCCAUAAAGAUUGGAUAUUCAAUUAUUAAGAAAUCAGGACCUAAUAUACCUAAACAUAAAUAUAAUGAAAUUAAAUGGGAAACUAUUCAAGUAAUGUUUGAAUGUUAUCGAAUUAUAUUACUGCUUUUAAAUCAGUUAGGAAUCUCCAGAGAUCAUUUAUUUUAUUUUAAAGAAUUUGAUAAAGCUAAUGAUUCGACUUGGUCUCCUAUUGUUAAUUGUAUUAAUUCAUUUGAUAUGUUAUUCUAUCGAGUAUGUAUGAAUGAUAAUCAUAAUCAUAAUCAUAAUCAUGAAUAUUCAAACCAUUUAUUAAAGGCAGAAAGUUAUAAUAGUGUGGAUUUAGUUCAUAAUAAUUUAAGUGUCCAUUAUAAAAGUCAUAAUAUGAAAGGAUUAAUUAAUUCUACUUUUAAAGAUUUUGAAUUACCUAAAUUUAAAUCUAAGAAUGAAAUUACUGAAUCAAUUUUAUUUAAUAGUUAUAGAUUAGAUCAUGAUGAUGAUUCAAUAGUACUUCAUGCUAUAUCAGUAAGAUGUCAAUCUACCACCUUUACCUUUAACUAUAACAGGAGUACUGGAUUAUUAAAUUCUUUUGUUCAUACUAAAGUUGAAUUAAAUAAUUUAAUAAAAUCCAUUUCUCAAAUCUCUCAAUUAACUAAUUUUAAUGAUUCUGUUCAAUCCUUACCGAAUAUUGUUAGUGAUGGAUUUACUAAUGUUAUAUUAGAUAAUGAAGAUAUAUUAAAUAAAUUAAUUCAAAUAAAAGAUGAUCUUAUGGGAUAUAUAAAUAAUCCUCAAUUCAAAUCAUUUGCCAUUUAUCAAAUUCGAGAUUUAUCAAAUACUUUAACAAGAUGUUUAUUAACUAUAUCAUCAAUGUCAAUAUUUAAAAAUAAUACUAAUAUUUUACAUGAAUUAUAUUAUUUACAAGAUUUAUAUCGGGCAUUACCAUUUAAUAAUGAUAAAUUAAUUAGUCAUGUAUCAACUAAUUUUAAAGAUAUUUUACCUUCAGAACUUCAAAUUAAACCUCAAAUUGAUUUUCAUAAUCAAGCAGUAUCUUUUAAUAUUGAUUUAAAUUUAUAUUUACCAGAAAAUUGGUCAAUUAUAACUUUAGAUAUAUGUCCAUUUAGUGGUAAUCUUGUUUUAUCAAAAUUUAUUAAGGGAAGUUAUCCAAUUAAUAUAACUCUACUGUUAAAUAGAACUUCAUCUACCAAAAAGAAUGAAUCUCAAAUCUCAUUUGAUGAUAUGAAGAAAAAUUUCCUUGAUAUAAUUAAACAAAGUGAUAUUUCAACAAAGGCAUCUACAACUUCUAAAAUAACUUCUAGAGAAGAAAGAAAAUCUUGGUGGAAAUUAAGAUUUCAUUUAGAUUUAAGAAUGAAAGAUUUACUUGAACAAGUUGAAAAUCAAUGGUUAGGAGGCUUUACAAGUAUUUUUAAUAAUUAUGUUAAAGAUUCAGUGUUUGCAAAAUUUAAACUGGAUUUCAUUAAAACUAUUCUUGGAUCAUUACCAUCUCGAAUAGAAAAUACUUCAUCGAAAAUGCAAUUUGAUGAUGAGUUAUUAGGAUUGUUUUAUAAUAUGAAAGCUUAUGAUAUAAAUAAAGUCAAUGAUAUACUAUAUUUCUUAAUUGAUUCAUUACUUUAUCAUGCAGAAUUAAAUCUGUUUGAAGAAAUCAACAUUUCCAAACUACACAAGAAUCUUGAAUUAAUUUUUGAUAAAUACUUUAAUUUGAGAACUAGUAAGGCUAGUGAACAUUUAAUCUUAGUACCAAGUUCAUCAUGUAAUUUCUUUCCUUGGGAAUCUUUAAAUUGUCUUUCUGGAAAAUCAGUUUCUCGUGUUCCUUCUAUUGAUCUUCUUAUUCAGAUGUUAAAGAAUAGGAAAUCUGAAACCAUUGAUAAAUCCAAACUUUAUUAUAUGAUAAAUCCGGGUGGAGAUUUAAGAAGAACAGAAGAGAAAUUUAAGCCAAUGUUCAACAAAUGGUCUACAUGGAAUGGAUUAGUUGGAGAGAAACCAAAUGAAGCAAAUUUUAUGGAUAAUUUAUCUAAAACUAAUUUAUUUGUAUAUUUGGGACAUGGUGGAUGUGAUCAAUAUUUAAAAACUGCAACAUUAUUUAAAACAUGUUUGCCAAAGGGUCCAAAGUUACCUCCAAGUUUAUUGAUUGGAUGUUCAUCAGGUGCUUUAACUGAAAAUGGAAUAUUUGAACCCCAUGGAAAUGUAUAUAAUUGGUUAACAUGUGGUACACCAAUGGUUCUUGUAAAUUUAUGGGAUGUUACUGAUAAAGAUAUAGAUCAAUUUAGUUUAUCAGUAUUUGAAAAAUGGGGACUUUUCCCUAAUCAACCCAGAAUUAGAACUUGGAAUAUUUGUGAAGCUGUUGGAUCAAGUAGAAAAUCCUGUACUUUACCAUAUCUUAAUGGUUCUGCUCCUAUUGUAUAUGGAUUACCAUUAGUAAUUGGACAUUGA